Heterostelium album PN500 is the source of this 819-nucleotide messenger RNA. RefSeq lists its product as uncharacterized. Lineage: Eukaryota; Evosea; Eumycetozoa; Acytosteliales; Acytosteliaceae. The transcript has 4 exons. The record is from RefSeq and is a predicted model, not a curated record. The coding region runs from base 1 to 819 and encodes 272 amino acids.
AUGUUAUCUGUUAGAUCUUUAUCAUCAUCAUUUUUGAAUAAUAAUAAUAAUCAUAGGUGUAUUCCUUUGUUAUCAUUCAAAAGAUGUUAUAUAAAUAUAAAUAAUAAUAAGAAUAAUGUUAAUAAUAUAAUAAUACAACAACAACAACAACAACAAUAUAGACAUAUAAGAAGUUAUAGUAGUAAUAAUAGUAGUAAUAAUAGUGACAUUGGUAGUAGUAAAUUAGCAAAACAAAUUAUAGAUGAUCAGCUUUCAAUUGAAAUUGGUUCACAUUUAAGGUCACAUAUAACAUCACAAGCAGACAAAAACUAUAUAUUUAAUAACUAUUUGGUAUCAUUAAUUGGUCAAAUCUAUUUAGAGAAUGGAGAAACACCGAUUAUUGAUUAUGUACUACCUGAAUUCAUUAAUUAUUUAGAUAAUCUUUCAGUUUCAGAAUUGGAACUAUAUCAACUUACGGAUUACUCUAAAGAUUCAAUGUUAAAGAAGAUGCCACAAGUCUCUGUUGACAAACUACCUAUUCCAAUUUGGUUUUCAAGUAUUAUUCUAUCGUCGAUUGGCAAUGACAUUCAUCUAACAAGAUUACAAUCACUCCUAAGACAACAAGGUAGAAAUAUGUCAGAAUUCCAAUUGGUACAAGAAACAGGUAGAGGUAGUAAGAACUCUAUGUUCUUUUAUGUUUUAUAUAAUCAGAAGAAGCUGGGAAAGAAUGAUUCACAUGAAAUUCUUGGUUAUGGCGCAGCAUCAUCGAUGAAACAGGCACAAGCAGAAGCAACAACUGAUUCUCUAGUUAGACAACUAUGCUAUCCACAGAAUAAAUAA